UCCCAAAGGGACUGGAAAGGGACUUGGAAUCCCGUUGCCCUGCUCCCAGUCUGGGGCUCCCUAGAAGGUUCCUGUCAGGGAUGCAGGCCCUGAGCAAGAUCUUGGCUCUCAACCGCUCCACUGACGCCGCUCGUGGCUUUGCUCUUGCUGGACACCCAGGGGCAAUCACCAAGGGGGACCACGCCCACAGGGCCACUGCUCUAGUCCCCGCCUCAAGGAGCCGCAGACACGGGGCGGCGUGCCCUGCCCUGCCUCCUCCAGCCUUCAAACAACCACUGCUCCUGGGCAUCAGCUGGGAGGAAUCAGUGCUGCAAACACGCUUCCGGGCACGUGUGGCGCGGCCCGUGCACCCAGUGCUUUGAGGACACGCAGGUGCCCGGGCCCUGCUGCGGAGGGUGGGCGGGGCACUCCAGGCCCGCAGCGCUGCACCUGUGCUGAGGGGUGUGUGGCCCUUUCUGCCUAAGGGGGCCCGCCGAGGCUCUGAUGGCAGCCCAGCGAGGGCUGGCGCGAGAAGAUGCGUGCGUACACACGUGGCAGGCCGAGCUCACACGCCUGUAUGUGUGCAUGGCAUCGACACACACGUGUGCCUGCCCGCCCAGCCCCAAACACAUACCUGGAUGUGGCCCAAGACAGAUCCUGGUUUAAAUACAAUGAAACAAGGUUUUCAACAGAGAAGAGCAGGAGAGCGCGAGCCCUGCAAGGGGCCGCGGAGAGAGGGUGGAGAAGGCACGGGGCGGCGGGGAGGGCAGGUGGCCUGCAGGGCUGCGGCGCAGCGUUGGCAGGGCCAGUGGCCUGGUCCAGGUGCACGUUUGGGCAGGACGCUGGUGCCCCAGCCUGCUGUCAGCCCCCCACCUUCCUCGGCCCCUUCGCGGCCCCCAUGGCCCUGGUCUCCCUUCUCCACCUUCCAGCUCUAAGGCAGUGGGUGCUCAGAGCCCUCCAGCCCAUAGGACAGGUGGAAGGUCCUCCGGCCCAGGGGCACAACCACAGGGGAGCCAGCCGGGGUCACCAACAGGACAACACAGAGCAACAGAAGCCGGCAGGCGAGGGGUGGGGUGGCCGGGCCCCCUGCACACCGGCCGCCCCCCACCGGAAGCAGCCCUGGGACACCGUGGUGGGAGACCAAGCCCCCGCAGCAAGAAGCGGGUGGAGCACACAACGUCACCACGUGUCUCUGCCACGUGUGCAGGAAAUGGCCCCCCGACCGGGAGCCCUGAGGCUCCUCACAGAAGUGCGGAGGCCCGUAGCACAGACCCCGGCAGGUGGGCCGAGCCCCUCAGGCUCCUCCCUCCCACGUGCUUUUUCAAAACGCUUCUGCACCCUCGGAGCACCUGCCAGACACCGUGGAGCAUGUCAACAGGUUCAUUCAUUCCACAGCACGUGUGCCCACCUCGUGCCAGGCAGUGGGGACAGAGCAGCUAAAUCAGAGUUCCCUGCUCGCAGGGGGCUCCCAGCCUGCUGGGCGAAGGGGGCAGACAAACAAAUGAGGAAACACACAGACGGGUGACAAGGAUGCUGCAGGACAAGAGCAAGGCAAGCAGAGGCAGGCCAGGGGGCGUUUAACGUACGCGGUGACAGGGAAGGCCUCGGUGUCCCCCCACCUUCCCUUCCUUCCAAAUGGGAGGAGCCAGCGAGCGGAUGAUUAAUACUCGGAACAGGGAGCCAGGCCAGAUGCAGGGAGAGACACAGGAGCCCACGGGCCCGGGAAGGGAAGCAGAGAGCGAGGGUCAGAGAGGCGGCUCAUGGGGACGCACGGCGGCUCCAAACGGUCCGACGGGGGGAGGGAGGCCACGGCACGGGGACAGGGGCUUGGGGCGUGAACAUCUGUGGAGGGGGAGGGAGAGCCUACACCCGGGGCAGGGGACCCACGUGUGGCACAGGUCAGGGAGACAGGGAGCGGGAGGGACAGCCCGGGGGGCUUGGGACACACGCUGCACCGUCUUUCCGCGUCUAAGGGACACGGGCCCAUGUUCGAUAGAAAGGAACUCAAUAAAAUAUUUAAGGAUGAACACGCAGCUGUGAGCAGGAACUGUCAGCUAAAAAUAUUCUGUGGUAAACCAGGCUCGGAGGAGCCAGGCCCCGGAGGUGGAGGUGCAGGAAGGCAGCACUGCGUCUCGGAGCUGCCCCUUCCCGGCCGAGGGCAGAGAAGUCGGGGGCCGCCCAGCGACAGCACUCUGGCCUUGGGGCUGGCCCCCACCUAUGGACUCGGACCCUCCCAGAAACGGAACUCCGGCGGCAGCUCUGCCUCAAGCCGAGCAGCUCUAUGCGGCUUUCAGAAUCCAGAUAGCUCCCCUUCCCUCCCCGGCCACCCCCCGUCACUUGUCUCAGGAACUCAGGGUCUGUCUCAAAAUCACCCUCGCCCUCCUCCCUGGACUCCCGCACGCAUCCUGCUUCCUCAGAGGAUCGGGCCAGAUGGGGAGCAGUAAACCAGCAGAGCCUGUGACAGCACUGCUGACGUGCGGGACUGGAGGUAUCCUUAGCUGGUGGCGUGAGACAGCACCAGGGAACAGGAGU
Messenger RNA from Physeter macrocephalus (sperm whale), 2511 nucleotides. RefSeq lists its product as uncharacterized. The transcript has 2 exons. The record is from RefSeq and is a predicted model, not a curated record. Lineage: Eukaryota; Metazoa; Chordata; Mammalia; Artiodactyla; Physeteridae. The coding region runs from base 515 to 1504 and encodes 329 amino acids.